Macaca mulatta (Rhesus monkey) is the source of this 4320-nucleotide messenger RNA. It is a transcript of the gene SLC47A1, whose product is annotated as solute carrier family 47 member 1. The record is from RefSeq and is a predicted model, not a curated record. Gene Ontology annotation, biological process: xenobiotic detoxification by transmembrane export across the plasma membrane. Gene Ontology annotation, cellular component: membrane. Gene Ontology annotation, molecular function: antiporter activity; xenobiotic transmembrane transporter activity. NCBI's taxonomy places the organism in Eukaryota, Metazoa, Chordata, Mammalia, Primates, Cercopithecidae.
UUGCUUUAAUAGUAUAGCAAUAAUAAUAAUAACAAUAAUAAUAAUAACAGGGCAGGUUUCUGAAAUCCAGCCCUCCUAGUAGCCUGAUCCCCUUGAUGUGGGGUGCCUCUCCAGGUCUCCAGGGAUGAGCGCUGGAUUGACGCACCGGGGACCUCACCCUUCUCUUUGUAUGUACAUGCAUGUAUACCACUGUGUUUAUUACAAAUGUCAUGCAUAUUUACUGUAGAAAAAAUAGAAAACCAAGACCAACAGAAGGAAAAAACCCUCUGAAAUCUCACCACUGAGAGGUAAUUUGGGACUGGAAUUUCCUUCCAGUCCUUUGUGCGUGUGUGUCUCUGCUUUGUGAAAAUGUGAUUGUAGAGUUUUGCUACCUGUUUUAGUCUUUCAUGAAGUGUAUGUGGACCCGCCUGGGUCUGUCUCCCAUCUCUAAUCCCAUCUGCUGUAAAGUUUUCUGUUUGCUAAAGGGCAUGGGAUAAGGAAAGACCACUCCCUUCUUUUCCCAUGCUCAUUGUCCAAUUCUACUCCAAGUGUCCAACGUAACAUGAGGAAGAUGCCCUAUCUGGCUCUCCUCUCUGUAAUUUUCUCUCUUAUUCGCCAUCUCCCUUCCAGACCUCUCAAGUUAACCCUGACCCUUGAGGUCUCACUGGGCUUUAAAUGAGGCCUUUGUAAAGAGAAUAACCCAUAACACAAUGGAAAGUGUGAGCCGAAUGGUGCUUACUUCUCAAAAAAUGUGUCCAUUUUAUCUUGGAGAGAGCUUGAGGAAGACUGGAUUUGCAAGGGAAGGAAUGUACCUGGCCUCAGGUACUCCAGUUGUGCCUCCUCUUUGUCAUCAGCCUCUCAUCACCUGGCUGAAUCGAGAAACUUCAAACAGCAAAAGUUCUGAAAAGUAACACCAAAGGUGGACCCCCGGGCAUUGCCCAGGAUGUAACAGAGGUGGCAUAGCCUAGGCCCCAACUCAAGGAAUUGUUUCCACUUGUAUGGGAAGGAGCUGGUGGACCUUCUAGGGCUGCAGGGCGGAAAUAUCAGAUAAGACAGGCAGGUUGAGGGGAGUGAGGUGGGGGAUCUGGAGAGACCCACUUUACCCAGGACACACAAAGGAAAAAAUGCAGGCUGACCUUUUGAAUUGUAUCCUGAAGGCAAUGGAGAAGAUAUUGAUCAGGAAGUGGUUACUGACACCAGAUUCUACAGGAGAAGCCUGGUCAGAGACAGACCGGGCCUAGGCCGGAGGAAGAGAAGACCUACAGGGAUGGCGGUUCCUCCCUUUCAAAGGUUCUUGGUUCAGCUGAUGGUGUUCCUGAUCAGCUUCAUAAGCUCCGUGUUCUGUGGCCACCUGGGCAAGCUGGAGCUGGACGCAGUCACGCUGGCGAUCGCGGUUAUCAAUGUCACUGGUGUCUCAGUGGGAUUCGGCUUAUCUUCUGCUUGUGACACCCUCAUCUCCCAGACGUACGGGAGCCAGAACCUGAGGCACGUGGGCGUGAUCCUACAGCGGAGUAUGCUCAUUCUGCUCCUCUGCUGCUUCCCCUGCUGGGCGCUGUUUCUCAACACCCAGCACAUCCUGCUGCUCUUCAGGCAGGACCCGGUUGUGUCCAGGCUUACCCAGACCUAUGUCACGAUCUUCAUUCCAGCUCUUCCUGCAACCUUUCUUUAUACGCUACAAGUUAAAUAUUUGCUCAACCAGGGAAUUCUCCUGCCCCAGAUCGUAACUGGAGUUGCAGCCAACCUUGUCAAUGCCCUCGCCAACUAUCUGUUUCUCCAUCAGCUGCAUCUUGGGGUGAUAGGCUCUGCAGUGGCAAAUUUGAUUUCCCAGUACACCCUGGCUCUACUCCUCUUUUUCUACAUCCUUGGGAAAAAACUGCAUCAAGCUACAUGGGGAGGUUGGUCCCUCGAGUGCCUGCAGGACUGGGCCUCCUUCCUCCGCCUGGCCAUCCCCAGCAUGCUCAUGCUAUGCAUGGAGUGGUGGGCCUAUGAGGUCGGGAGCUUCCUCAGCGGCAUCCUCGGCAUGGUGGAGCUGGGCGCUCAGUCCAUCGUGUAUGAACUGGCCAUCGUUGUGUACAUGGUCCCUGCAGGCUUCAGCGUGGCUGCCAGUGUCCGAGUAGGAAACGCUCUGGGUGCUGGAGACAUGGAGCAGGCACGGAAGUCCUCCACCGUUUCCCUACUAAUCACAGUGCUCUUUGCUGUAGCCUUCAGUGUCCUGCUGUUAAGCUGUAAGGAUCUUGUGGGGUACAUUUUCACUACCGACCGAGACAUCAUUAAUCUGGUGGCUCAGGUGGUUCCAAUUUAUGCUGUUUCCCACCUCUUCGAAGCUCUUGCUUGCACGAGCGGUGGCGUUCUGAGGGGGAGUGGAAAUCAGAAGGUUGGAGCCAUUGUGAAUACCGUUGGGUACUACGUGGUUGGCCUCCCCAUCGGGAUCACGCUGAUGUUUGCAACCAAACUUGGAGUGAUGGGUCUGUGGUCAGGGAUCAUCAUCUGUACAGUCUUUCAAGCUGUGUGUUUUCUAGGCUUUAUUAUUCAGCUAAAUUGGAAAAAAGCGUGUCAGCAGGCUCAGGUACACGCCAAUUUGAAAGCAGACGUGGCUCGGAGUGGGAAUUCCGCUCUCCCUCAGGACCCGUUUCACCCAGGGUGCCCUGAAAACCAUGAAGGAAUUUUAAUGAACGAUGUUGGAAAGACGGGCGAGGCUCAGUUGGAUCAGCAGAUGCGCCAAGAAGAACCUUUGCCGGAACAUCCACAGGACAGUGCGAAGUUGUCCAGGACACAGCUGGUGCUGCGGCGAGGGCUUCUGCUCCUGGGGGCCUUCUUAAUCUUGCUGGUGGGGAUUUUAGUGAGAUUCUAUGUCAGAAUUCAGUGACGUGGCAGGAAAGAAAGUCAGGUCAAGUGAUGCUUUUGAGCUUACACACAAUUCACAGGCCCACCAGUGACAAUUUACUUUGAGUUAAUGUCAUUCAAGUGUGCCCAUGGAUUCUGAGGGUUGGGAAUGCAAAGAUACAUUUCUCUAAAAAAAGAAAAAGCAACUAAGGUUAAAAGCUAUAUUGUGGCCCAAGACACUGUCUGAAAGAUGACAUGAGUAAUAUAAUUCACCACUAUCUGAACCAAGGACCAAUGUGCUGACUGCAUUGGCCAAUGGCUUUGCUAUUUUUUUAGACACAAACCCAGAAACUCAGUGCUUAAGAAUUCAUACUGCCUGAAUUAUGUAAAAUAUAUUUUACAAUAUAUCUUUCCUUGGGCCUUAGAUUACUAUUCACUGGGCAAAUGGUAUUUGUUUUUGUUUUAAUUUUUUUUUUUGAUAGACGGAAGUCUUGCUCUGUCACGCAGGGUGGAGUACAGUGGUGCGAUCAUAGCUCACUGCAGCCUCAAACUCCUGGGCUUCAAGCAAUCCUCCUGUGUCAACCACCAGAGUAGCUGAGACUUCAGGGGUGUGCCACCAUGCCCAGCUGGCAUUUGUUAAUCUUCAUUUGAGGUCUAGAUCUAGGCACUGUGGGCACUGAAAAACAGUCAGGAAAUCUUUGGAGCUGUGGAAAUCCAGACAAGGACUGAUAAUUCCUGGCAGGGGUGUGUGCGUGACCUACUGCAGCCUCAACCUCCUGGGCUCAAGUGAUCCUCGCAUCUCAGCCUCCUGAGUAGCUGAGACCACAGGCGUGUGCCACCAUGCCUAGCUAAUUUUUUAUUUUUUGUAGAGACGGGGUCUACCUGUUUUUUCCCAGGCUGGUCUUGAAUUCCUGGGAUCAAGCGAUCCUUCCACCUUGCCCUCCCAAAGUGUUGGGAUUAUAGGCGUGAGCCACCACGCCUGGCCAGAGGACAAAAUUUUAAUAAAGGUCUUAGCUUAAGUAGUAAUCCUACUUCAUUAACCUUCCUGGGGCGGGGUACGCACCGAUAAUUCAGCAAGCCCCAGUACAUACUAAGUAUGCUCAGUGCUGUGAAAGUGGAUUACACCAAAUUAAGUCAUUCUUAUCACACCCAAUUAAAAGUCAAGAAGCCAGGGAUAAAAGCACCCCAGGCACAUAACUUUAAUCUAGUAAUGUAAUUCUCUGCACAUCCAGCUGGUGAAACUGCCUGCUGUAAGCUGAGACCAGCUUUAUCCAUAACUGCUGAGAUAACUUGCUGAAGCUCUAGGAAUAAUUUCGCCUGCCCGGUUGCUCACCAGUUGUAGCUUGCCAGCUCCCAGGACCCUUCCCGGUGCCAAUAAACUUUCUCAAAGAGCUAUACUGACAUUUCUUUUGAUAAAACCUCCAGCCUUCUGUGCUGUUCCGACAUACCGAGGACCACCUGGUCUACAUGGAUGCCCUGAACUGCAAUUCUUUCUUCCCAAAUAAAGCAUUAAAUGGA